UUUUAAUAAAGGGUGAGAAAAGCAGUAGCUUUCUAGCAUAUGCCACCUGGGAAUUAAUAAAAGGGGAAGGGAGCGUCAAGGAACUGAGAGGUGAAGGCAAAAACAAAAGGGAAAAUGAUGCAGCAGGAAACAAAGAAGAAGAAUGGUGGCAAUGAAGAUUUCAAGAAGAAGGAGCGUCAUAUAGUCACAUGGACUCAAGAGGAAGAUGAUAUCCUUCGUGAACAAAUCAGUUCACAUGGAACUGAAAACUGGGCAAUCAUUGCCUCUAAAUUCAAGGAUAAAACAACAAGGCAGUGCAGAAGAAGAUGGUACACAUACUUGACUUCAGAUUUCAAGAAAGGAGGAUGGUCACCAGAGGAAGAUAUGCUUUUAUGUGAGGCUCAGAAAGUUUUUGGCAAUAGAUGGACCGAAAUAGCAAAGGUGGUUUCAGGCAGAACGGAUAAUGCUGUUAAAAAUCGAUUCUCCACACUGUGCAAGAAGAAAGCCAAGUAUGAAGCCUUAGAAAAGGAGAAUAGUACAUGUAUAAACCCAAAUAACAAAAGAAUUUUACUUAAAAAUGGGUUGAAUGUAGACGGAACGGCAGACUGCACUGGUUCUGUUAAGAGAAUGAGGAGAUACCACGUUUCAGAUUACUGCAAUUUUGGAGAUAGAGCACAUAGAGUGUCUGGAACAAUGAUGAAUCAGCAGCUAAGACAUCCUUUUGCAGUUUUGGGUCAAAAUCUUCACAAUGCUAACAGUAUCGUGGUGCAAUCUCAAGUCAACAAUGUUAAAGAGGUUUCUAAUGAUGGAGCUCAGAAUAAUAUAAAUCAAGGUACCUUUCUCAUAAAGGACGAUCCAAAGAUAAAUGCUUUGAUGCAGCAAGCGGAGCUACUCAGUUCACUCACAUUGAAAGUUAACUUGGACAACACAGAACAAAGUCUGGAAAAUGCUUGGAAGAUUCUCCAAGACUUUUUGAAUCAGAGUAAAGAAAAUGACAUCCUGAGAUAUACAAUGUCUGAUAAUGACUUGCAACUAGAAGAUUUCAAAGACUUGUUUGAGGGUUUAAGGAGCAGUAACGAGGGAAUUCAAUCGUUUUGGAGGCAACCUGAUUUGUAUAAGGCAUCUCCAGCCAGCUCCAAAAACAGUACAGGGUCGACACUGAUGCCUCAUCCGGCUGGGGAAGCUGGAGAAGAAACUCAAGUUAAGAUAGAUGCACUGCACCGGGAUAUACUGUCAAGUCCUAUCAUAGAACAGAAUUGCGGGAACGAAGAGGAGAAAAGGGCUUCUUCUGGAGCAAACACAAAUCAAGUCGAGAUAAUCCCAUCAUGUAACGAUCAAACAAACAACAUAGUUGCUUCUACCACAUCGAGCAUAGAGUUCAGUUCCCCGGUCCAAGUUACCCCACUUUUCAGAUCUCUAGCAGCAGGAAUUCCCAGCCUAAAUUUUUCAGAAAGUGAAAGGAACUUCCUACUUAAGACCCUCGGAAUGGAGUCCCCUUCUAAUACAGGAAACAAUCUUUCACAACCACCACCUUGCAAACGAGUCCUCCUCCAUAGUUUAUAAAUAACCUCUUAUCAUCUCUUAUAAUAAAAUCAACAUCGGUCUAUGGCCCGUAUAGACUUAUUCCUCAUAAUUUGUUUCCUGAGAAACAUAGCUCAUAUUGAGUUCUCAUUCACUUUUUUCUUUUUUAUGUCCUAGGGUUGCAGUCUUUGCCUGGAAUUUUACAACAGGGCAUUUAACGAUCUGCAUUCCUAGCUCAUUGGCUCAGAAUGUUUUGGUGCAUUCUAGCUUCUCAGACACAUCCAAUAAGAUGUCCUGAGUUCCAUUAAUUUCUUCCCCCCCCUACUAGGGAGUACUACCUUAAUACCACAUUAAAACUAGUGUGUGCUUGUUAGUGUGUGUCAUUCUUCUGUUUGCAUCUCUUCUGAGUGGUUUCGGGUAUCUCUUAGUCCAUCAUUCUAAUCCAGUUUUUUUUUUUUUUUUUUUUUUUUGUAAUCUAGUACAGAACCUACUAUAUGAAGUCAUUAGAGUGUAAUUAUACAUAGGCAACUUGCCUAAAUAUGAUAAAAGAUAGCGGGGAAAAAAGAUGAAAUAGGAAAGGAGGAU
Molecule: messenger RNA, 2085 nt
Organism: Hibiscus syriacus
Lineage: Eukaryota; Viridiplantae; Streptophyta; Magnoliopsida; Malvales; Malvaceae
Product: transcription factor MYB88-like
Exons: 12
Coding region: 115-1542 (475 amino acids)
Biological process (GO): regulation of DNA-templated transcription
Cellular component (GO): nucleus
Molecular function (GO): DNA-binding transcription factor activity, RNA polymerase II-specific; RNA polymerase II cis-regulatory region sequence-specific DNA binding
Source: RefSeq, a predicted model, not a curated record